Toxoplasma gondii ME49 is the source of this 2388-nucleotide messenger RNA. Its product is annotated as UDP-glucose 4-epimerase. The record is from RefSeq and is a predicted model, not a curated record. Bases 244 to 1332 code for a protein of 362 amino acids. NCBI's taxonomy places the organism in Eukaryota, Apicomplexa, Conoidasida, Eucoccidiorida, Sarcocystidae. Gene Ontology annotation, cellular component: cytosol. The transcript is spliced from 8 exons. Gene Ontology annotation, molecular function: UDP-glucose 4-epimerase activity. Gene Ontology annotation, biological process: beta-D-galactose catabolic process via UDP-galactose, Leloir pathway.
GUUCCUGCCACACAGCGGACUUGAUACUUUGCCCAUUGUCCUUUGAGCAAGACGGCAUUCCUGCAAGAGAAUCUGCCACUGCAACCGGGGGUUUUCAAGUGUGGGCAUGCGUCUGGACCUGUCGGAGUGCCCGGGUCCGCUGAGCUUCUGGUCUCGUCAAUUAAUAAUUGAGUCUGCACAUUCCGGCAGAAGUAAUUCAUUGCAACGCUACUUGACUCCCCUUGCUUUUGUGCGCCUAAGAAAAUGCCGACGAAUGGUGCUGCCAAGCCCGUCCGCGUGCUAUGCACUGGCGGUCUGGGUUAUAUCGGCAGCCACACCGUGGUGCGUCUCGUAGAGGCCGGCUUCGAUGUGACUAUCAUGGACAAUCUGUCUAACGCAAAAGAAGAAGUCUUCCAUCGCAUUCAGAAAAUCACACACAGCGAAGAAACCGCUGAAGGCAAGGUGGGCGCUGCUCUCGACCGCCUCCGGUUCUUCAAAGUCGACAUGUGCGACGCAGAAGCUCUCCAGAAGCUUUUCAAGGACCACCAUUUUGAUUCAGUCAUCCACUACGCAGGCUUGAAGGCUGUCGGCGAAUCUGUUGAAAAUCCUUUGGAGUACUACUCCACUAACGUUGGGGGAACCCUCAACCUGCUAAAGGUCAUGGAUACCGCAGGCUGCCGACGCCUGGUGUUCUCCUCCAGCGCCACAGUGUACAGACCCAAAGCGGGUCCGAUCGUCGAAACAGACCCAACAGGGGCUUCGAAUCCUUACGGGCAGACGAAGGCGAUGAUUGAACAGAUCCUGAAGGAUCUGCACAAUGCUGAUGCUCGCUGGUCCAUUGCCGUUCUUCGAUACUUCAAUCCGGUUGGCGGUCACCCGUCUGGUCUACUAGGCGAGUCGCCGACGCACCCAAACAAUCUCUUGCCGUACAUCCAGCAGGUGGCGAUCGGCCACCGGCCACAUCUGUAUGUUUUUGGAACGGACUGGGAUACACCCGAUGGAACUGGUGUACGGGACUACCUGCACGUGGAUGAUUUGGCUGAAGGCCAUAUUGCUGCCCUUCGAAAGCUCGAACAUGAGAAAGAUGGCUGCUUUCUUAUUCACAAUUUGGGGACCGGAAAAGGUCAUUCGGUGCUCGAGAUGGCGGAUCUGUUCGAGCGCGUGUCGGGACGAAAAAUCCCACGGAAACCGGCUCCACGACGGCCAGGAGACCUUAGCAGCGUGGUUGCGGAUCCAAGCUUGGCCGAACAGGAACUCGGGUGGAAGGCGCAGCGGUCGAUGGAGGAGGCCAUGGCCUCAGCAUGGAAGUGGCAGUCGCAGAACCCCAAUGGCUACGACACGCAAGCCAUGUAAUUUUAUGUCACUCAUGUUUCGUCGGCAGCUGAUUCCGGUUGAUGCGGGAUGUGGAGACAUUGGAGGUUUUGUGCCAUGUCAGCUCCGUGAGGAGGCGAUAUCGAGGCUCGUGGCCGGUGAUCUAGGUACUCUGACAAUUAGGUACUCAGCAGAUUUUGAUUUGGUUUUUACGUUGUCUUUGAAACUGACUAGGGGCGCAUUUCGCCUGCUGUACAAGCUAGCAGAAUGUGGCACACGCUCUGCAGCCGAGUGAAGUUCCACACGGCGGCAUGCUUGCUUCCUUAUAGCCCAACAAAUGAGGGACCCCAGGUCCGAGACGUCGUUUGCAAGAUGCGUAAAACAUGCCGGAGGACAGCUGCUCCCCAAGUUAAUUUUGCAGUUGCUUGUCCAAAAUAGGGCAACACUAGCUAGCCAGUCGCUGUGGGUAUCCGGUGCUGGUCCCCUAACUGGAACCAUUUGCACAGCUGUCACGCUGGGAAUUUUCUGAUCAGUGUCCUUCUCCGCUUUAACAUGCAACGCUUCAUUCUUCAUGUGACAAACAUGGAAUUAUUCGAUAAAUACACAUAAGCUGUGUACACAUGUUCGGAUUUUUGUUCCGGAUUGCGAAGGGUAGAUUGUCUUCAGGGUCCGCCAAUGGCAUUGCUAAUCUAUUCUGGAUGAAGUCCAGUACGAAGUCGCAGCGACGUGGCUGCUUCCGUGGUUGAGAUGUUGAUAUAUUAUGCAUGUGACGGCAGCGUGGAAAUAAUGAUGGUUUGUGUACAUACUCUAGGGAAUGCUAGGGACGGGGCGUAGUAUCUCGGUCGACGUUUCGUGCGAUUGUUGAAUACUGUGUGAUUUAUGUCACGUUUUCUAGCCGGCAUGCAUCAAGCCGGGAUUUGAGGCUGUAUUCCAUUGUGGGGGCUCAACAGUGGGUCGUAAAGUCCAGGAGAAACGUGUGUUUCAGGCGGUGCACCAAGCGACGCGUACUGCGUGUGAGUCCCCUUUUAUCCUCUCUCGCGAGCUAACUUGUGAAUCUAUGAUAUGUGUUUCUGGCUCAGUUGGCCUUCCAGAUACCAA